UCUGAAUUUUAUGCAAAUACUUCAACGAAAUAUUUUCCAAUCUGCAAAAAAAGAAGGAAAGGCACCACAUAAGCAAUCAGAAUCGCUAUGGCGGCUCUUGGAAGAUAUCUUGUAUUCAUUGCGUUGUCGAUAUGUUCGAUGUUAAACAACGCAUCAAAUACUCAAUGUCAUCAUCCAUCCGGUACCAACUACCAUAUGAGCUAUGACGCACGAGAUCUGAUUUUGGAUAUGCAUAAUAGAAAAAGGCAAGCGACGGCUCAAGGCUUAUACAACAACGGAUGUGGGUGUCACCGCAUACCCAAAGCAGCAAACAUAUUAGAAAUGAAAUACGACUGUGCACUGGAGGAGAGCGCACACGCCGUUGCAUCAGCCUGUAGUGUAGCUGGGACGCCAGAAGCGGAACUUACAAAAGUUAAUGAGGGUGAAAACUUUUACGUUAUCAACACUGAAUACGAACUUUUGGGAAGUAAAACGAUAGCAGUGAGCAGGGCGGCAGAGGCUUGGUUUGAAGAAAUCACAAAGACAAACAUUAACUAUCACAUGCUGUACAAUGCGAACUUCAAACGGAGACCUAAAUCACCGAAGCGUUGGUCACAGAUGGUCUGGGCAAACUCGUUCAGAAUUGGAUGCGAGAUAGGUGAUUGCAAAGAGAGAACGAUUGUUGUCUGCCGUUACAGCCCAAAAGGAAAUGUGUACGGACAGCGAGUUUAUCAGCCGGGACCCGCAGCUUCAGCAUGCAAAGAGGGGCCAUCAUCCUCAUAUCCUUCUUUGUGCAAUUUUCCAAUUAUAGUUUGAACUGCCAAUAAACCAAGUGAUUGACCAAUCU
Cylicocyclus nassatus is the source of this 826-nucleotide messenger RNA. The record is from the annotation of a GenBank genome assembly. Lineage: Eukaryota; Metazoa; Nematoda; Chromadorea; Rhabditida; Strongylidae.